Dichomitus squalens LYAD-421 SS1 is the source of this 966-nucleotide messenger RNA. RefSeq names its product XAP5-domain-containing protein. The transcript is spliced from 6 exons. Gene Ontology annotation, cellular component: nucleus. Gene Ontology annotation, biological process: chromatin organization. NCBI's taxonomy places the organism in Eukaryota, Fungi, Basidiomycota, Agaricomycetes, Polyporales, Polyporaceae. The record is from RefSeq and is a predicted model, not a curated record. Bases 1 to 966 code for a protein of 321 amino acids.
AUGUCCACUAGCAAAGCAGAAGGCCGUCGAGAGGAUGCGCUCGCAAAGCAGCGCGCGCAAAUGCGCGAGGAUUUCGAGCGGCAGAAGCAGACGCUCAUCCAAGAGACGGAGAAGGCCCGGCCCUCGUCGAACCGUUUUGUGGGGCAGAAUGACUCGAUGGAGGACACGCUUAAGCAGAGCACGGUGGGUCUCGUGAAGCUCGAGGAAUUCCAGCAGCGUCGGAAGGAGCUUGAGGAGGCGAAGGCCCGUGAGGCAGCACGCACGAAUGAGCUCAAGUAUGAUUUGUUUAGGGAUGAGAAGAAGGUGAAGAAGCGCAAGAAGGCCGCCAAGUCUACCCUUUCCUUCGCUCUCGACGGCGAGGAAGACGAGGAAAACGGGUUUGACUCUCCAAAUGGCGAAGAGCGACCCGUGAAGAAGUCCAAGUCACGCAAAAAUCCAGAGGUCGAUACUUCGUUCCUGCCAGAUCGUGAGCGUGAAGAGGCGGAGCGCCGAGAGCGGGAAGAGCUCCGGCAGGAGUGGCUGCGGAAACAAGAGGAACUCAAGAAAGAGGACAUCGAAAUCACGUACUCUUACUGGGAUGGAAGCGGACAUCGGAAGAGUGUCACGUGCAAGAAGGGCGAUACCAUAUCCACGUUUCUCGAGAAGUGUCGUCAGCAGUUCCCGGAACUCCGCAGCGUCAGUGUCGACAAUCUGAUGUAUGUGAAGGAGGACCUCAUCAUUCCAGGUCACUACACGUUUUACGACUUCAUUGUGAACAAGGCCCGCGGAAAGUCCGGCCCAUUAUUCAACUUUGACGUCCACGAUGAUGUCCGGCUCUUGGCAGACGCUUCUGUCGAGAAGGACGAAUCCCAUGCUGGGAAGGUUGUCGAAAGAAGUUGGUAUCAGCGUAACAAACACAUAUUCCCUGCUUCGCGUUGGGAGGUCUAUGACCCAGACAAGGAUUACGGGAGUUACACCAUUGCGUGA